GUCCUACAGUUUGACAGCAGACUUUUUUUUUUUUCUGUCUCCAGUGUGUGGUUGUGUCUCUCAGACACAUUUGCUCCAUCUGAUAUGUAAUCUAACCAUGUUUCUCACGCAAAGAAAGCUGCAGGGUUUAUAAGAGCAGCCAGGAACCAGGUCCAAGGUGCAGACGGAUCCAGCAGACACACAGCAUGGCUCAGAAGACGGCUCUGAUUGUGUACGCCCACCAGAGCCCCGGCUCGUUCAACGCAGCGGUUCGUGAUGUGGCGUCUCAGGAGCUGACGGAGCAGGGAUACAGGGUCAUCGUGUCCGACCUGUACGCCAUGAACUUCAGAGCCAACGCUACACAGGAUGACAUCAUCGGUGAUCUGAAGAACCCGGAGCUUUUCCAGUACGGAGAGGAGACCAUGCACGCCUGGAUGGAAGGCCGCCUGAGUGACGACAUCGUGGCCGAGCAGCGCAAAGUAGAGGAGGCCGAGCUCAUCAUCUUCCAGUUUCCUUUGUACUGGUUCAGCGUGCCUGCCAUCAUGAAGGGCUGGAUGGACAGAGUGCUGGCACAAGGCUUCGCUUUCUCCCUGGAGAAGAUGUACAAUAACGGUAUUUUCAAGGAUAAGAAAGCAAUGCUGUCCUUCACGACUGGAGCGACACAGACUAUGUUCCAGCCUGAUGGGAUCAACGGAGACAUCAACAUCACACUGUGGCCUCUGCAGAACGGCACUCUGCACUUCUGUGGAUUUCAGGUCCUUGCUCCUCAGAUAUUCUGGAGUCCAGCUCACUGUCCCCCCAUGGUGCGAACCGCAAUGCUAGAAGGGUGGCGAGGCCGACUGAAGGGACUCCUGGCAGAAAAGCCUUUGACCUUUGCCCCCUGUGAGCUGUUUGACCUCAGCUUCCAGGGGGGGUUCUUGCUCUGGCCCAAAGUGAGGGAGGAGCGAGAGUCGCAGCCCUACGGUAUCACCACGGGACAUCAUCUGGGAAAGCUGCUGCCGCCCGACAACCAGACCAGAGCUCAGCCCAGAGAUGAAAAUAAACCAGACUGCAAGAACUAGGACCUCCUCGUCAAUCAUGAAUGUUUCUUUAAACUCUGUUUAUGUUCAAGAUCAUUUUAAUACCAAAGUAUCUGAUUUUAGAAAUGCUUUGUUUAAUGAAGCUGAAAUUAAACCAUUUACUGUAAAUAAAAAACUCCUUUUAUUUAAGUGAAAAAUAUAUUUUUCAUUUGCAUAUACACAUUUCUUUUAUCCAAGUAUCUAAUUGCUUCUUCUACCCCUGGAAGAAAUACAGCUCCUGAUCAAACAUUAGCUGUUGGUGUAAAGGCUGGUGUGUGUGGAUCCAAGUGCAGAGAGAGUCAGGCAGAACUACAAUGUAAACAGAAGUGCCUCAGAGUAAUUUUAUAACUUUUAAUCAUCAUCAAAUUUUCCUUUUUGAAGAUUUUGACAACUUUAGAGUCAUCCGGUCAACGCCAGUCUCCUCUAAAGUUAUCCAGCCAAAGUGAAGAGCAUUAGAGUUUAUUUCGCAUCGACCCACAAGAGACGCCAGCAGAGACACCUCUGCACGACCGCCUGCAGAGAAGCCGAGCAGAAAUCAAGAGUUCCCGAGACAGAAAGUCUCCUGGCAAACUCCACCAGAGCUGAACCGCUGAGACACCGGCAGAAUCCGUCAUCGUGAUAACGGGACACGGCCUCCAGGAGAAUCCACCUAGAUCCCGCGUGUCCAGGGUUACCACGGCAACCACAGCCACCUGGGUUCCAGCCGAGGGUCUCGGGCUACAGCAAAACUUAUUUGCUGUAGCUUAUUUUCAUCUUUAUGAUUAUUAGUAGUUUGAUUAGAUAGUAGUUUGGUUAAUAAACUUCUGUAUUA
This is a messenger RNA of Seriola aureovittata, 1848 nucleotides long. It is a transcript of the gene nqo1, whose product is annotated as NAD(P)H dehydrogenase, quinone 1. The transcript is spliced from 6 exons. The record is from RefSeq and is a predicted model, not a curated record. NCBI's taxonomy places the organism in Eukaryota, Metazoa, Chordata, Actinopteri, Carangiformes, Carangidae. The coding region runs from base 186 to 1040 and encodes 284 amino acids. Gene Ontology annotation, cellular component: cytosol. Gene Ontology annotation, molecular function: NAD(P)H dehydrogenase (quinone) activity.